AUGAUUCAGGAAAGACUACAGUCUUAUCAGAAAAGUGAUUCAGGGUAUCAAUUAGGACUCAAAUUGUUGUCCCAUCAAGAUAAAAAUGUGAGAUAUUUUGGGGCAUUGACAAUAACCGUAUUUCUCAAUACUCAUGACUCGGGAGAUAUUUAUACCACUACAUUUGACCAGAUACUAGAGAUCAUUGUUUUUCUUAUUAACGAGGAUUUUGCUGGCAAUUCAUUUAUUAUCAAGAAAUUACUUAGUAACUUGUCGUUACUAUUUGUUUCUAACUAUGCUUCUUCAAAUAUUGAUCCUGUGGAAAGACUUUCAGCAGUGAUUCUGCUGACCGAUAACAAUCCAUUACCAACAUCCAUUAUUGAUCGUUUGCAUGACCAAAAACAACUUGAAAUAGUGAUCCAAUUCUUGACGAUUCUUGUGGAGGAUAUUAUCAAAGUUCCAAAGUUAUCCCCAUCACUUCAUAAUUUGAUCCAUUCUACGAUUUUCAAUCACUGCCGACAGUUGUAUGAACAGAUAGGGUACCAAGUAUCGCUACAUAUCCACAAUCAGAUGUUAGAUUGUUUAAGUUCUUGGGUGGUUUAUAUAUCUGUUGCAGAGACUCUGUCAGAUCAAAGAUAUACCGACGAUAUGGGAAUCUUUAUUCAGUAUUUGUUGAAUCAGUUUAGUUUACAAGAAGGUGAGUUAAAUCUUGAGUCUUUGAAUAAGGUCUUCACCGUAAUGACUGAAAUAAUUGAUCACAUCCCAAGGGUUUUAACUCCGUUUAAGUCGACCAUUUUCCUGCUUUUGUUUGCUAAUAAUAGUUUUGGCGUCAAUUUCAUAAAAACAGUCCUCAAUGACUCAGAUUUUAGAGAAAUGUAUUCCCUGGAGAUAGAAAAUUUUGUUAAUUUGGUAAUUUCUUAUCUAACAUUGAACUUGGUACUGAUUACAAGAAACAUUCUCGAUGACGAAGUAUUCAAUGUACUUCAAAUCGCCAUCUCGUUAACGAAUACACCAGGAAUUGCCAUAGAGGAUGAAAAGACAAGUGAUCAGUUUAUAUUAUUCUGGGAGGAAUUCACGAAUACAUUUAUUGAUGAUGGUGAAGCAAUGAAAGCCAUAUUUCAAGAUGAAGCAACUGUUUUACGGUUCAAUUCUCGCCGAGACGAGGUUUUGAAUCAGGUAGCACAGAUAUAUUUCAAGAAAAUCAACUGUUAUCCCGGGAUAUCAAAAGAAUUCAGACAAUAUCGAGUCUCUGUUGCAGAUAUGUUUAUACUAUUUUAUUCAUUAUUGAGUGUCCCAUUCUAUGCCUACAUUUGUGAUCUGGUGAGCUAUAGUUUGUCAGUGCCAAACAAAACCGAAGAAGUAGUUAAUAACUUAGAGUCUGCAUUAUACCUCAUAUUCAAAAUUACUGAUGAUAUUUACUUUUAUGAUAAUUCAAGUGAUUCUGAAACUAGUUUAACACCAUUGGUUGAUGGAUUCUUCAGCAAAAACUUGGUGGGUAAUAUUCAAGGUAUUCCUGAUUAUCUAGAUAAACAAAUAAGUGUGACGCUUUUGAACUUGAUGUCUUCGUUGUCAUUUUUCUACAAGAACGACAUUGGCAGUCAGUAUUUGCCUGAUACAUUCAAUUUUUUGUUCACCAUUAUUUUGCAUAGCCAAACUGAUAGUCUUUCGUUAAUUGCUUCCAGAACCGUUUACAAAAUAUGCCAAGAUUCCGAGGAAAAACUAAUUCCAUUUUUGCCAAAUCUAGAGAUGAUAUUGUUGGAAAUGUUGAAGAAUCCCGCGGUUGACAAUUUAAUUCGGGAAAGAAUGACAAAUUCGUAUGUAUCUGUUGCCAGGUCCACUAAAAAUCCUAUUGAUUUAGGUAAUAGAAUUCAUGAAAUUUUGUUAGAGAUAAACUCGAGAAUUGGUGAGGCUGACGAGGAAUACGCUGUUAGUUUGGUUUCUUGUAUUAGUGAAAUGAGUAAAGCUGGUACAUAUCCAGAAGAGAUUGAAGACUAUUUAACACCAGAUCAAUUACAGACAGCCAAGGCUUAUUGGACUGAAGAUCCAUUGAAUGUUAGAAAUCUGGUAUUGAAUAGUUUGACUCAAAUUUCAUUGAAUGGUCCAGAUUUUUUAAUGAAAAGUUCCAUUGUUACUGAAAAAUGUUGUAUUGUUUUAAAAUCAGGAUUAAGAGAAGAAAUUCCAGGUCCAUUUACAUUUGAACUUGAUGUUAUACUACAGUAUCUUAUCUCCAAGGCCAGAUGUUCUGACUCACAAUCCAUCUUGACAAUCCAGAGUUUGAUCGAGACUAUAAUGAUCACUCACGGAAAGAGAAUUAAUGAUAAUUUACUUCAAGAAUUAGUGGAAACAGUUUUCAAUAACCAUGAUUCGUCAGACGUAGACGCAAUCGCCUCAUCCUUGGAGAUGUUUACCACUAUUCUUGACCGUAAACCAGCAUUUCUAUUGCAGUGGUCAAAUUUUGACAAAGUUAUUGGUUGUGGAUUACAUGCUUUGUCAAUGAAUGUUCCACAUACGUUACAACGUAUAAUUAAGUUUUUCAACACAUUUAUUAAUUUGAAGAAAGGUAGUCGUCAUGAGCAAGAACGCGUUCGAGAAAUAGUAAUCUCAAAUAUCGGUAGCACAUUGGUUGAAUUUUUAUUCAAAAGUUUUGUCAUGGCCCCCAGAUCUGCAAUUGAUCAUUAUUAUCCACUUUUCAGAACAUUGAUUGCAAAAUUCCCACUAGAAAUUAAAAAUUGGAUGGCACAAUUACUUGGUACCGUUGGAAAGGCACCAUUAGAUGGUGAACAAACAGAAUUGUUUAUAAAUAAAUUGAUCAUUACUAGAGGACAAAGACAAGCUCAAGAUGUACUAAAAGACUUCUGGCUACAAGUAAAUAAACUAUCAAAAACAAAAUACUAA
Molecule: messenger RNA, 2874 nt
Organism: Candida tropicalis MYA-3404
Lineage: Eukaryota; Fungi; Ascomycota; Pichiomycetes; Serinales; Debaryomycetaceae
Gene: PDR6
Product: Pdr6p
Exons: 1
Coding region: 1-2874 (957 amino acids)
Biological process (GO): protein import into nucleus
Cellular component (GO): nuclear membrane; cytoplasm
Source: RefSeq, a predicted model, not a curated record